AUGGAUGGGAAUGUUCAGCAGGUGACACUCGCCCUACAGGGAACACUUCAGCUUGAUCCUAAUAUAAGGAAACAAGCUGAAAAUCGGAUUUUUGAAUUCGAAAAAGUUUCAGGUGAGGGUUUGCAACGCUUCUUCUUCAACUUGUUUGCUCCUGAUGAAGCGGUGCCAGAGAUUCGCAUGGCGGCCGCUGGAGAGACACCCGAGGUGGAUAUGACUCCGGAAGAAGAGGAACAGAUUCGCCAAUCCAUUCUUCAGGGGAUGUUUCUCAUCCGAGGUACUCUCCAAGGACAGCUCUCUCAUGCCGUGCAACUUAUGGCCAAGGUACAGCGAGACUUUCCCGAACGUUGGCCCACGCUGGUUCCAUCACUCGCUGAGCAUCUGAAAGUUGAUGAUCUGGGGCGUCUUGUUGCGGCUCUUUCGGCUAUGGAUCAGCUCUUCAAAAAGUUCCGUUACGAAAGCAAAUCUACCGCUCUGUGGACAGAGCUCAAGUCGUGCUUGUUAACCGUGCAAGAGCCUCUCACUCAAGUAUAUGCUAAAAUGAUUGAGUUUAUUCCACAAAGAUCAACGAUGUCGUCAGAAUCGCUCACCCAGUGGCUCGAGAUUCUCUGUCUUGUUUGUAAAGUGUUUCACUCGCUGUGCUUCCAAGAUCUCCCGGAAUAUUUUGAGGAUAAUCUGAAACCUUGGGUAGAAGGCUUCUUGGAAAUCAUGAAAAUGGACUGUCCUGGGAUUUCUUCAAGUGCUGGAGAAGCAACGUUCCUCGAUGAAUUGAAGAUGGAAGUUUGUGAGAUAUUCACCUUAUAUGCUCAACGCUUCGAGGAAGAGAUCAAUCCAUUCAUGCAGAAUAUCAUCCAAGCAGUAUGGCAGCUUGUAGUGCAAACCGGGGCCCCUUUGUUAACGGCACGAGUGGUACCUGUUGGAUCUCUCCUCAAUAACCUUGUCGCAGGAUUCGACAAGGAUCCGAAAGCACAAAAUUCUCCCUACCUCAUGAAGGCUGUGUUACGAUGUGUGGCUUCUUUGAUGAAAGACGAACCAGCUGCUCGUCACCGGGCAACAACUCCGCGCGCAACUUCGCUCCCUUCGGUAGCAUGCAGCAACAAAGAGUCCGCUGACCGCAGUACCAUCACUUUAUUUCAUUCCUAUUUUCGAGAACAAGUGGUUUCCAUCAAGAAGACAUUUUUUAAAAACACCCGCCCCGAGUUAGUGAUGCGGGAUCACGGCGCCUUAGUGAUGCAGCAUUUCUCAAGGCUGGUGGGGUCGAAGUCUCUUGAUCAGUACGGCUUCCAGAUGGCAAAUGCUAUACUGCCGGUUGUUGAGAUGGUGCAAGGUGUUGAGAAUCCAAUGAGUGUGCUGUUAAACAAUAUGUUCCGGCGAGUACAGUUCAGUAAAACGCCAAAGUUUAUGAAGCACUUCGUCGUGUUUCUAUGCCGAUUUGCAAUUGUGCGAGGAGCUGAGCAUUUUGCAAAGUCUGUGGAAGCUAUCCAAACAGGCAUGUUUCGUAUGCUGUUGGAGAAGGUUGUAGUUGCUGAAUUACCGAGUCUGCACAAUAUGACAACGCUGGACGAUAAGCGAAUAAUAGCGAUUGGUGUCGCGAAUAUGUUGGCCGAUGCAACUAACUACGUUGGCGACCAAUACGGCCCGUUGGCGAUCGGAACAGCUCAACUAAUCGAAGCCCCAUCAGCAAGUGAUCGGCCUGUUCUUUCUCCGGAAGAGGAGCAAGCAUCGAUGUACAAUGCUGAAGGAGAGUUCACGAAUCCAUACUGCCGCCUAAGCUACGCUCCACGAGCGGAUCCUCUUGCCCCAGAAAUUACAAACUUCAAAAAUUAUCUAGCUCGGGCCGUCCUUCAACGCGGCCCGGCAGCGAAUUCGGCCGUCGAAUCUUGCAUUCCUGCUGAGUUACGAACUCAUUUGAUGGCAUAUGUCUCACUUUGA
This is a messenger RNA of Ostertagia ostertagi, 1929 nucleotides long. The record is from the annotation of a GenBank genome assembly. NCBI's taxonomy places the organism in Eukaryota, Metazoa, Nematoda, Chromadorea, Rhabditida, Trichostrongylidae.